CGUUUAAAUUGAUUGUGAAUGGUUGGAAGUGUAAGAAGCUGUUUUAUUUACAUCUAUUUUUUGCACUUGGAGUUAUUUUGAGUAAUUUCUAAUUAAAAGCGUUUUAAUUUUAAAUAUUAGUUAAAAUGGCCAGUGUGACCAAAGGCUUACUCAGUGAGGAUGAAACUUUUAUUGAAAUUGAUAAGGAAUUUAAGGAAAUUACAGAUGAUCCGACACAAUUUCUACUGGUCGUCCCACCUAAGAAGCAAGAGGACAUAAAAUCUCUGCUGCAGAAAACAUACAAAGCUUGUGUAAAAAAUGAUGAAACGAUCAAGAAUGCGCCGGAAAUACUACCGGAGUUAUUUGUGGAGGACAUGGAUGAGGAACAGAUCUGGCAGCAGCUAGAAUUACGAAACAAUACAGUAUUCUCAGCUUUAUUAGAAAAUGCAUCCAAGCUGCUGUCAUUGCGCGAAGAAAAAUUGGAAGUGCGACUGGAUGAAGAUGAGAACCAAGAGGGUGGAGAAGAGGAUUCAGUUGAAAGUGAAGAUGAAACAGAGAUGAACGAUGAUGAACAUGAAUUAUUUAGUGGUGAAGAUGAUGAGGAAGACGAAGAGCAAUUAGUCAAUCUAAGCGGGAAGGAAUCCAAGAAGAAAAGAAAGCUGCGUUCGUCUGUAGUGGACGACAAAUUCUUUAAGUUGAGUGAAAUGGAGGAAUUUCUUGAGGAAGAAGACGCCAAAGAGAUGCGACGAAACAAGCGAAAAACGGAAGAUUCUAUAGACGCUGGGGUUAAUUAUUUUGCUGAGGACUUGGGAAUAGAGGAUGAUGAUGACGACAACGAAGCAGAAGCUAAUCCAACAUACAAAGAUUUCUUCGAUGAAGAUGGCGAAGAAAAUGAAGGUACGAAAGAGCCUGUGAAGGACCAUUUCAAAGAUGAGCCUAGUAAAGACGAGAUAGAAGAAACCCAGGAGGAGAAGGCAGAGGACUCUGAAGAAGUGGAAGAGGAAGACGGAGAAAUUGAGAAACUUAAAAAUGAUGAUGGUGACAGUAAUGAAGAUGUUUCCACCAAAGAAGCCUUGCAAACCGCCUCCUCAGGUACUGAUGAUUCGGAAGAUGAUGCGGGCGCCAGAGAAGAGCAGCCACAAUCAUCAUUCGAAAUACGACAGGCGCGUUUGAUGCAGCGCAUACGAGAAUAUGAAGACGAAGUGCUGGGCACGAAGCCCUGGCAAUUGAAGGGAGAGGUUCAGGCCCAGAGCAGACCAGCCAACUCACUGCUGGAAGAGUUUCUCGAGUUCGAUUCAACAGUACGCCCGGCCCCCAUCAUGACUGAACAAACAAAUCUCUGCUUGGAGGAUAUCAUAAAGCAACGCAUCAGAGACCAAGCCUGGGAUGAUCCACAGCCCAAAAUAAGGCCGGUGCAGUCGCCGCAUGAAUUCCGUAAACAAUUGAUUUUAGACCAAGAAAAAUCCAAGGAAUCAUUGGCGCAAGUAUAUGAGAAAGAAUACCAAAAAGAAUUGGAUAAAUUGGAUCCAAAUCGUGGUGAUGUUGCUGCGGAGGAAUCCAAGGAGCACAAAGAAAUUAAACAACUUAUGCGUUCACUAUUCAUUAAAUUAGAUGCGCUAUCUAAUUUCCAUUUCACACCCAAACCAGUCGCGCCAGAAGCUAAGAUAAUAACAAACACACCAGCCGUGGCAAUGGAAGAGGUUGCGCCUGUGGUCGUAAGUGAUGCUAAAUUGCUAGCGCCCGAGGAAGUGUAUCGGGGUCCCAAGCAUGAAUUACUUGGCAAGACGGAACGUAAUCGUACGGACAAGAACCGCGAACGCCGCAAGAAGAAACAAAAACAACGGGUUAUUAAUCGGGUGUUAGAAGAGAAGAACAAGAAAAAGCAGGAGCUGGGCAUUGCGCCAACAAAGAAAGAGGAGAACGCGAAGCUGCUGAAGUCGCUAACAAAGCAUCGCAAUGUCGAAAAGUUGAACGCAACCAGCGACGAUCAUCGCGCGCUAAAGUCGUCCAAGUCAUUCUUCUCGAAAUUGCAAGAUACAACAAGCGGUGCGGGACAAGCUGCCCUAGCAGCAAAAGCCAAGAAGCAGAAAUCCACUGGGAAGGCGAUGACAGCGAAACGAGUGAAACUGUAACAAUAUUGCAGACUUUUUUUGUUAGUAAUAAAAAGUUGAGUUUUAUUAUAUUA
Messenger RNA from Rhagoletis pomonella (apple maggot), 2164 nucleotides. RefSeq names its product U3 small nucleolar ribonucleoprotein protein MPP10. Bases 126 to 2111 code for a protein of 661 amino acids. The transcript is spliced from 3 exons. NCBI's taxonomy places the organism in Eukaryota, Metazoa, Arthropoda, Insecta, Diptera, Tephritidae. The record is from RefSeq and is a predicted model, not a curated record. Gene Ontology annotation, biological process: rRNA processing. Gene Ontology annotation, cellular component: sno(s)RNA-containing ribonucleoprotein complex; nucleus; small-subunit processome.